Akanthomyces muscarius is the source of this 4335-nucleotide messenger RNA. RefSeq lists its product as uncharacterized. The record is from RefSeq and is a predicted model, not a curated record. Gene Ontology annotation, molecular function: protein binding. Bases 1 to 4335 code for a protein of 1444 amino acids. NCBI's taxonomy places the organism in Eukaryota, Fungi, Ascomycota, Sordariomycetes, Hypocreales, Cordycipitaceae. The transcript is spliced from 5 exons.
AUGACAGCAUUUGCGCUGGUGACGAAUGAAGGUCGGGACGAAAAACAAUGGCGAUUUUCCUUUGGAGGCAAAGACCACAAAAUGCGAGAUCAAGUUGAGAAGCUUGUCAAGCUUCUGGUGUUUUCUGAUGCCGUCAUUAAGCAAGCGGUCAGCGCACGGCCACACGCCGCUUUAGCAUGGUCCGGCGUUUCCAUAUUUCUUCCGCUUCUCUCUGGUGCCUUUACAAAAAAUGAAGACAUGGUCAAAGGGCUAGCUAGCAUUGGUGACAUCCAGCUCUACUGGAAAACAUUCUACUCUCAGAUACUAGAGUAUCAAAUUCGAGCUGUGCAUCAUUUAUCGAAGACACAAUCCGCUCGCGCCUGGCAAAAAGUUGCAGGGUGGAGCGACUGGAGGCAGAAUACAAUUGCGAUUGAGAAGGCUAGUGAGGCUUGUAAGACCCAUAUACCGCCGCUUCAGCAACGGGAGGCCCGAGAGAACUUCUCGACGGAAAUGUCAAAGCUCGAUAAGCUCUUUCAGACUGAGCGAGAUAUCUUGCAGUUGAUGCGAGAGAGCCGGCUCAAAGACAAAGAAGGAACAGUUCUUCAAGAACUCUUCUCAGCAGGGUCUAGCUAUGCCUCGGAUAAAGACUUCAAUCCUACACAAGUCCAGGGAACAUGUGAAUGGCUCUUCAGCGACCAGACAUUCUGUUCCUGGAGGGAUAAUCUGGAGUCCGAUAUUUUCUGGAUAUCUGCAGGCCCAGGCUGUGGCAAGUCUGUUCUGUCCCGCGCGCUUGUCGACCAUGGCCAUCUCCAGAGCAACAGUUCGACAAUUAGCUUCUCUGGCACGGCGACGGUUGAGAACCGUACCGCCACGACAUGCUACUUCUUCUUCAAGGACGACUCUUCCCGCCGAAAUAACCUGUCGCGGGCUUUGUGCGCCAUCCUCCAUCAGCUGUUUUCGAAUCAGGCAACCAAGGCACUCAUCUCUCACGCUGUUUCGGCGUAUCAAACCAAGGGUAAAGCCUUAAUGGAGGAUCCUCACAGUUUAUGGAAUGUCUUAGCCCGAUGUGCCGAUGAAUGGUCUGGCGGAGCCAUUAUCUGUCUGCUCGAUGCGCUCGAUGAAUGCCAAAGUAAUGGCCGCUUUUCAUUGCUGACUAUGCUCAAGGAUUACUACUCACAAGAUGGACGAACUGGAAAGCUCAAAUUUCUGAUCACAAGUCGACCGUAUGACGAUAUUGAGCAGUCUUUUCGAAACUUGGCAAGACGGGCGCGUUUUCUGCACUUUGACGGGGACGAAAAGCACGAAGAAAUUAGCAGCGAUAUCAAUCGUGUCAUAGAUGGGCGAAUGGAUGAUUUUGCAGCCGAUUUCGAGCCUAGCGACCGUCGGAAAAUUGCAGAACAUCUCAAACGCCGGGGGACAAGAACAUACCUUUGGCUGCAUUUGACCUUGGACAUUAUUAAGCAGAGUCCGAGCGAAUACAGUCGUCGCAGAGACAUCGAAGCGCUUUUAGCGAGCCUACCACUACAAGUAUCGGAGGCCUACGAAAAGAUUCUGAAUCGCAGUAAGAACCAUCAGAUAACUGUGACUUUACUGUCAAUACUGCUCGCGGCGACGCGACCGCUCACCAUCACCGAAGCCAACUACGCUCUUACUAUGGCGUUGGCAGAGACGCCAUUCCGAGCACACAUCGACGCAGCCGAUCAACGAUGGAAAGGGAACUUCAAAUCCGUUGUGAAGAACUUUUGUGGUCUAAUUGUCAAUGUAUACGACAACAGACUGUCUUUUAUUCAUUUGACUGCUCGAGAGUUUCUUCUUUCGGAUCCCUCGCCAAUUCUCCAAUGGAAGGGCCGUUUCGCAGACCGUUCUGUUCUACAUAAAGACAUUUGCGACUGCUGCGUCUCUUAUCUGCUCUUGGAUGACUGGGCUCAUGAGGCAAAAGAACCGACAGCUCCUAGCAUUCUCAGGCUUUUGAGAGAAUUUCCGCUCUUUUCCUAUGCUGCGGUCAGCUGGUUCAUGCAUCUAGAAUACCUGGACCACACUUCUUACAAUUCUCUGAAACCAAAGGCUCGUCUUCUGGCAACAACGAAAGGGCCCUAUUUAAAACUGUGGGCCAAGUCAAAUAUCAUCCGCAAAUCAUACCGGGAACACGACUACUUCGAGAAAUGGACUGAUUUGGCUGUAGUAAGCUUCCUCGGAUUGCGUGGUAUUGUGGAAGACAUGCUGGAGGAAGACGGCAUCGACGUGAAUGCAUGGAGCGCUUACUGGGGUAGCGCUCUGCAGGUCGCGGUCUCCUCUAACAGCGUGCCCAUCGCAAAGAUACUUUUACAUCGCGGCGCUGACGUGAACUCGACAUCUGGAGUUAAAGGGACGGCAUUAACUAUAGCAGCUCGAAACCGCAACGCCGCUCUCGUUGAGCUUCUCUUGUCGUAUGGAGCGAAUGCCCGCACAAGUAGCCAAGAUAUCUUUGACAACGCACUCUUCGCCGCUGCGUAUACUAAAAAUGGCGAAAUAUUCCGCGCCAUAUUGGCCACACUUGUCAAUCUUGAUACUGUGGAAGGCGUUGAGGCCGCAGUCAUUGACGAGAGCGUCAUGGGCCGGCAUGCGUAUUGCAUGAGCAUGCUCAUCAGUGUUCUGGGCCCUGAAAUGCCACUGACUCAGCGCAUGGCUGAGGUGUUGAUGGACGAAGUCCAGGUCGCCAACAAAGUACUGAGAAUGAUCAUCAGUCGAACAAAUCGAAGCAUAAUCCUCACGCCGCACAUGUUUGGACAAGCGCUCAAAGGAGUAAAUGGUGCCGAUUCGCUACGCACCAUACUAAUAACCGCUGAUGCCUACAAAAUGGGGCUGACAGAGGAAGCGCUCGCGUGUGCUGCUAGAUUUUCAGAUGUGGAAACCAUGGAUCUCCUGCUGAAGCAAUGUACGGGUCUCGGAGCUGUCACUAGCAAAGUUCUAAAAGGCGCAAUUAUGAACGAACCAGGGCGAUGCGCUGACAUGCUUCGAUUUCUACUCAACAAAAAUAAAGACAUUGUCGUGAUUGAUGAAGACGUGGUAUGGCUCGCUGCUUCCAGCAACGAUGUCGGCCUAGUAAAGCUCGUUGUAGGCCACCCUGGUUUCAUGGCGGGGGUGGCCCACGACUUCAUUAGCACUGCGAUAGAGGCAACAAAACGAGCAAGCAAUGCUGAGAUUGUGAAAUACCUUCUAGAGCAAAGCGGGGAUGAGGUUAUAACAAGCGACGCCAUUGUUGCUGACGCGGCCCGGUACGGGACCCCAGAGAUGAUGAAACUGUUUCUCGAUCAAGUGGACGAUGGAUUUGUCCCGUCUGAGAACAUUCUAUGCGGAGCAGCAGAAAAUGUUCGAUGCGCUAUGCCUAUGUUACACCUCAUUGUACGACGAUUCAGUGAGCAUGUUGUCUUCACUGAGAACCUCCUCCGCGCCGCGCGGCAUGGAUUUGACGUUAGCAACUGGCUUCUCAAGGGAUACGGAGACCAAUUUCUCAUCACUGCCGAGCUUCUAUGUGACGUUGUGGUCUGUCACGAGUGGAACCUGAUGCUUUUUAUGGAGUACAAACACCAAGAGCUGCAACAACAUGCCCCUACGGUGCUGCUCGCGCUGGCGCAGUGCUCUGAGCGGUGCAAUCUCAGGUCACUGUUGGAAAGCUACAUCACUACCAGUAUGGUUACCGAAGAGGUCCUUCUUGGGAUUUUGCGUAAAAGGCGACGGAAAAUGCUGAUGACUGAGAUUCUGGAGCAGUUCGGUCCAGAUCUCGUCAUUAGCGAGGGUGUUCUUAAACGAGUGGUCAUGGUACCAGCCGACGCACCAUAUUUGCUCAACAUGAUCAAGGCCCGAUGUCCACGAUGCUUUACCGUUACGGAGGGUGUGCUUGAAGCGGCAGCCACAGAAGGGCGAGAGGAUGUCCUUGUCUUUCUCUCCGAAUUUGGAGGCAGUGGCGUCGUUAUUGAGAACAAGUGGUGGCUGGCCGCUCAGUUUCGGGCCGCGGCGAACGUCGGUGAUCGAAAGGGAAUGCAGCAUGCGAUUGACAAAGGUGCCGAUGUAAACACCCAAAACAUCGACGGCGAGUCAGCGCUCAAUCGGGUCACCCGGAUCAAGAAUGACUGGGCGGUUGAGUUCUUGGCAGCGCAGCCAGGCAUCAAUGUUAACAUGCAGGACGAGAAAGGGCUCACGCCGUUGCACUGCGCAGUCAUGUCGGGUGCCCAGCAAUCGAUUCGGCUUCUCGUGGCUGCAGGAGCCGAUCCCGACCAGGCGAACAAUGAUGGCCUGACACCAUACAUGCUUGCGUGUGAAAACCCGCGUAUGGCAGAAAGGACCAUUAGGAUUUUGAGGGACGCCAGAAAGCAAUGA